Molecule: messenger RNA, 962 nt
Organism: Cheilinus undulatus (humphead wrasse)
Lineage: Eukaryota; Metazoa; Chordata; Actinopteri; Labriformes; Labridae
Gene: gtf3c6
Product: general transcription factor IIIC, polypeptide 6, alpha
Exons: 6
Coding region: 128-523 (131 amino acids)
Biological process (GO): transcription by RNA polymerase III
Cellular component (GO): transcription factor TFIIIC complex
Source: RefSeq, a predicted model, not a curated record
CACCGUACAUUCGCGGAAGUUGUCAGAGCAUUGUUAAGCCAAAGAUGCUAUGAGACUCAAAUGCCAAAACAACACGAACACAUGAAUUUUAAUUGCUGGCAUCCCCUUUAACUCCAGGACUUUCAGUAUGGACGAUGAAUGGGAGGAGGAGGAGCAGCUUGUCGUGGUGGAGCUCUCUGGUAUAAUCAACAAUGACUUUCUGACCAAAUGUCGUGGCACGUGCAAAAUACUGGAUAUUGACAGUGAGAAGCCUAUGAUGCAGGUUGGACAGUAUGUGUUUGCAGGGGAAUAUGAAGACACUGUGGGAACUUGUGUUCUGUUCGAGGAGGGCCCACAGAAAGGUAAAGCAGACAGUGCUCCAGAGCUCAAGUAUACAUGCCACACCACGAAGAAACUGAUGAUGCAACGAAUCUUCCUCACUGAGAAGAGGGAGGGUGAAACCAGCUCAGGGAGUGCUGAUUGCUGUGACAAGGUAGAUACAACCUGUCAAACAAAUGCCAGUUUACAUGAAGGGGCGGAUUAGGAUAUUGAAAUAAAGACGUUGGAAGCAAGAAGAUAAUCCAUGAUGAAGAGCAUUGUCUUUAUUUAAUGACCCCAUACCCAGGUUAUGGGCAUUUUUAAGCUGUUAGAAAUUACAUGUCUGAAACACAGUCCAAGUUGGAUUUACAGUACAGUACAAUUCAAUACAAUACAAUACAAUAACUUUAUUUAUCCCAGAAGGGAAAUUCAUUUGUCUGAAGUCAGACUUUUAAAAAUCAUGUUGUAAAACCAUACACUAGAUAAAAAGGUCAUUCGUAUCUGUGUCAACUUUAUUAUUUACAGUGGUUGGUUAUUUACCAAGCAAGAGUAUGAACAGUCUUUUUGGAGUGACAGAGUUGAAGAAUGGCUAUGCUGCUUGGAGGAGGACCUGUAUUCUUUCAUUUUUUUUAAAUAAAGUAAAACUUUGCGUAAAUUAUAAAGUC